UAAAAUGCUAGAAUAACUGGACAACGUGUCAAGAGGAGAAAAUCAUUCCUGCAACAAUAACACGAUCUGAAUAAUUACGUUAAGAGCUGCAAAUUUUAAUUGUUUCGAAAAAAAGAGGUAAACAAUCACAGUUCUUUGUGACAUAUAUGAUAAACCGUCCGACCCUAGCACCCACCAGAGAAAAAAUAACAUUUUAUAUGUCCCCAGAGCUUGCAUUGAUGGAAUUGGAAACUGGAAAAAUCAUUUCAGCAUCAUUUGAGGAGAUUCCCCCCAUUACCAUCCCUUCCAUCACUUUUCACAACUUACAGGCUCAAUGGGGAAUGGACAUUUUGGCUUGUUCAAAUAAUUCAAAGGAAUGCCAUUAUUGGAGUAAAGACACGAACCAAUGGACGACAUUUCCGGCCUUGAACUCAGUUCAUACGGGGGGAAGCAUGAGUGUGGUUGGAGGAACUCCUGUUGUAAUUGCGGGGAGAGAUGAGAAUAAUAACGUACACGGCAUUGUGAACAUCUUUAACGUAACGACUCAAAAAUGGAUCCGUGGACCUUCUUUAAUGCCAAUUCGAACCGCUCAUACCACAGUGGUGCUCAAUGAGACGACCUUGCUGGUGAUUGGGGGUUAUGACAAUUUCCACCUAGAUGCUGUGAAUAUUUUCAACCUGGAUGAGCUGUCAUGGAGUGAUUUGAAUAGCCUACCACAGCCAACCUAUAGAAUGCUUUGUGGUUUGGUCAAUAUAACCUAUCUCUUGUGUAUUGGAGGUGAAGUGCCCGGUCAACUUGUGAAUGAGGCGUAUGUUUUGGAUUUGUCUAUUAGUAACCCUGAAUGGGAAAGAAAACCAUCGUUUGACCUUGAGGACCCAGCACUAGGAGGGUUCAUCUAUCAAAUCAGAGAUGACCUUUAUUGCAUGACUAUUUUUACUUCGUCAUACAAGCCAUCAAUGACAUUGAGAAGAAUGAACUUAAACCACGCAACUCUAACAUGGGAAAACCUGGAAGUAUUUACAAACUUUGUGGGCAACAUUGUUUCGCCUUAUGUAUUAAACGGCUUUCAGAUUAAACCAUGAAUUGCGACUUUUGAACGUCUUACUGAAGGUUUUCUUCCGGCGCACUACUUUGUGGUUAUGAAAAAAUAGGAUUUCUUUCUUGAAUUGAUAGUCCUAAGGUUUCUAUAUCUACAUUGCUUGUGUAUUUUGUCUU
This is a messenger RNA of Tigriopus californicus, 1194 nucleotides long. RefSeq lists its product as uncharacterized. NCBI's taxonomy places the organism in Eukaryota, Metazoa, Arthropoda, Copepoda, Harpacticoida, Harpacticidae. Gene Ontology annotation, molecular function: protein binding. The transcript has 2 exons. The record is from RefSeq and is a predicted model, not a curated record. The coding region runs from base 147 to 1061 and encodes 304 amino acids.